Molecule: messenger RNA, 5825 nt
Organism: Dromiciops gliroides (monito del monte)
Lineage: Eukaryota; Metazoa; Chordata; Mammalia; Microbiotheria; Microbiotheriidae
Gene: TMEM181
Product: transmembrane protein 181
Exons: 18
Coding region: 628-2277 (549 amino acids)
Molecular function (GO): toxic substance binding
Source: RefSeq, a predicted model, not a curated record
ACGAGGAAUAUCGAUGUCCAUUAUUAUUUUGUAAAUGAGCUAAUGAGAAUGAAAGCGACAAAAUGAACUUGCGCUGAACUGAUGCUUAUCCCUCGGGCCCCCUCCUCUUCUCUGCAGAUACAGCAUCAUCAACUGGCGCAGCCCCUCUCCCCUUCUCAGCCCUCCCCCUCGCUGAGACAUCAGUGCCCUCCCCCCAUUCUCCACCCCACCCUAACUAGGACUACAGGUUUACCCAAAGAGGCGACGCUUUUAUUGUAAAGCUGGAAUUGGAGAAAAGGGGCGAUGGUAUUUUGAGUCCAGACUCUCUUCCUCUUCCUUUUCUUCUUCCUUCUUCCCUUCCUCCAUUACCUGCUCCUCCCUUUUCUCCUCCCCUUCAAAUCUAACUGCUCAGAGGAACUCCAAACCCUAAGGCAAGAGGAGAAACAAGGGGGAAAGGCGGAGGCAAGGAAAGAGAGGAGAACGAAGGAGGGCGCCCCAACCACCUGCACUGGUAAGCGGAGGAGAGAAAAGCGGAUUCAGCAAGGACCGAGCAGGAGGACUUGGCUGUGCCUGGCCAGAGCUCGGCGAACCUAGCGUCAGGAAGCACCAAGAGGAAGAGAAGGCGCACAGUGGGGACUUGAGGGGAGGAUGGACACGGAUUAUCCUGCCUUUGAGAAGCCUCUCUGCAGAGAGCUCAAGCACUUCUGCAAAAGGCUCGGUGAAGCAUACCAAGAGCUGAAGGAGGACCUCACCCCUUACAAAGAUGAUCGCUACUACAGCCUCUGCUUGGGGAACCCUUGGUGUCCCUCAGAAUCUCGGUACAGUAUCUGUUCCAGAGCGGCAGGCUGUCCUGAGAAUAGUGCAAUGUUGGCACCCAUGCGAUUGUACACCCUGUCCAAGAGACACUUCGUCCUGGUCUUUGUUGUGUUCUUCAUUUGUUUUGGCUUGACUGUCUUCAUUGGAAUUGCAGGUCCUCAAGCGAUCCAGUCUACUUCAGAAGACCACCAAGUGAACAGUAGUAGCUUAAAGCUAAAGCCAUUUCUUCUCAAUUCAGGACCACUUUCUACCUAUAAUCAGCAGUUAUGGCUGACGUGUGUUAUUCAGCUGGAUCAAUCACAUGAUACCACAAUCCAGACAAGCUUUUCUAUGACUGUGAAAGUAGACGGUGUGACCCAGCAUGCAAGCAAGACAUUUGUGCAGAACAAAGUUCAUAAUCGGACGAGGACCCUCAGCUGUGCAGGGAAAUGUGCUGAGAUCAUUGUGGCUCACCUUGGGUAUCUGAAUUACACUCAGUAUACUGUCAUCGUGGGAUUUGAGGACAUGAAAGCUCUGAACAGCCACAUCAAAGAUGUGAACUUCACAUGGAGGACUUACAACCCAUCCUUUUCUCAAGUGGAAAUUUGGUUCCGAUUUGUCUUCGUGGUGUUUACAUUCAUGGUCACUUGCCUGUUUGCACAUUCCCUCUGGAAAUUCUCCAUGAGAGACUGGGGGAUUGAACAAAAGUGGAUGUCCAUAUUGUUGCCCCUGCUACUGCUCUAUAAUGAUCCGUUCUUCCCCCUCUCCUUCCUGGUAAACAGUUGGUUUCCUGGCAUGCUGGAUGACCUCUUCCAGUCUGUGUUCCUCUGUGCAUUGUUACUCUUCUGGCUCUGUGUGUAUCAUGGGAUCCGGGUACAGGGAGAAAGAAAAUGUUUAACAUUCUAUUUUCCUAAAUUCUUCAUUGUUGGACUACUAUGGUUGGCUUCUGUCACAUUAGGAAUAUGGCAAACGGUAAAUGAAUUACAUGAUCCAAUGUACCAGUAUAGAGUUGACACAGGAAAUUUUCAGGGAAUGAAGGUUUUUUUCCUGGUGGUAGCUGGCAUGUAUAUUUUAUACCUUUUGUUCUUGAUCGUGAGGGCAUGCUCAGAACUUCGUCAUAUGCCUUAUGUUGAUCUCAGGUUAAAAUUCUUGACUGCAUUGACUUUCGUAGUACUUGUUAUUAGCAUCGUUAUACUUUAUCUACGGUUUGGAUCACAAGUGUUACAGGACAACUUUGUAGCUCAGCUGUCAAAUCGCUACCAGAAUUCAGCGGAAUUCUUAUCUUUCUAUGGCCUGCUGAACUUUUAUCUCUACACUUUAGCCUUUGUCUAUUCACCAUCUAAGAAUGCACUGUAUGAGUCCCAGUUGAAAGAUAAUCCAGCCUUUUCCAUGCUUAAUGACUCUGAUGAUGAUGUGAUUUAUGGGAGUGACUAUGAAGAGAUGCCCCUGCAGAAUGGCCAGGCCAUUAGAGCCAAGUACAAAGAAGAGUCUGACAGCGAUUGAUGGCGCUUCAGUGGAGACCAGCUUGGCUGGCUAGAGAAGGUCCUGGACACUUUUCCUCAGUGCUCCAACUCUCCAGCCUUCCCUAGCCCUCUGCUUAAAGCUGAAUGUUUCCUCACAAGAAAGGCAGUUUUCCCUUUACUUCUUUGUGUUUACUGAUUUUUUAAAGACCAACCAGGACCAAAGGAAAAAAUUACAAUGUUGGGGAAAGGUAUUAGCAGGGUAGGGAGAUGAGAGGGGGAGAGUGGCAAAUGGUAAAGACCAAAUGGCCCUUUGAACGAUUGUAAGGAGAAACCUUUUUAUGUUAGAGCAUCAUUUCAUUGGAGCUAAAGUAGCUGCUCCUGAACUGAAGGUUUCAGAGUCCUGUGGUAUCCCAGAGCUCCUGAUGCCUCCAGGUCACCCUCAUUUUUAGUCUAAAGAUGUGUGCAUUCUUCUUUUGUAGCAUAUUCUCUUGAAGUGAUGUAAAAGCACUUAGGAGCCACUAAGUGGCCCAGUGGAGAGAGUGUUGGAGUCAGGAUAGCCUGAUUCGAGUCUUGCCUCAGGCACUUACUUGCUGUAUGACCCUGAGUAAGUCCCAUCCCCUCUUAUUUAAACUCCUGUCAAAUGAGAAUUAUAGCACCUACCUCACGAGAUGGUUGUGAGGCUGGAAGGAGACGAUGUUUGGAAAGUGCUUUGCAAACCUUACAGUACUUUAUAAAUGCCAGAUAUGAUGAUGAUGAUGUCAUGCAAGAAAAUGGCAACAUUCUCCUCUCUAUAGACAUUCUUCCCUCUUUAAGUCCAAGGGAAACUUAGAAACUUAUUGUGACUGCCUCAAGGGGGCAGCAUGCUGCUGUUUGCUGGCAAACACCACACCAGGUCACUUAAGUUGCUUGAGUUAAAUUAUCCUCCAGUUUAGAAAUAAAGCAUUAAGUUGAGGCUCAGCCAGGAGUGCUGUGUACCUCUAAGUAUACAGUAUGACCUGAUAGGCUGGCUCCCUCCAUCCCCUAAUAUAAAGAAAUAGGCAUUUAAACCAUUGAUGAUAGCUUCAACUACUGCUGGGCAGUUUGACCAGUAAGUACGUCCUUCCCCCUUCUCAUGUUGGGGUUGGGGGAGGGAAACUGAUGAGUCCAAUGAAGAAUAGAGGCUGUGCAACUUCAGAGCUCCAUUACAUAAAUGAAUGAUGGAGUGGAAUCCUGGGAAGUUUUUUCAGUUGUAUAUUGAAAAACCAAUAAAAUUAAAUAAUUUUCAUGUCAGUUUUGAAACAAAGUUUGUUCAGAAAACCUAUUUGAGAGGAAAAUCAUUUUCUGCAGAAACCCAAUUGGAGCUUUGUGUGAACAAAAGAAGUAAGUCACUGUUUAUGGGUCACAGUUUUGAAAUUCCAGAGCUAUGGUAACACAGCAUGGAAGGCCCCCAAGAGUUUUCAACUCCCCCUUUCCUGGAGGAUUAAUUUAAAAGCAGAGUUACAGGUGUGCCUUUGCAUUUCUUCCUGCAUCUUCCUUUCUGAUGCUAAUCUUUGACCUGGUGUGCACUGUGGAAAUCCCUGCAGAUGAUAUCCUGGAGAACAGGCGUAAAUAGUAUGAUGUAUGAUGCAUGCUUAGUACCCUUCUCCUUCCUAGGUGUACCCACAUUUAAAUGUCUGUUGUGUGCAAUUAGAAUUAUGCUUUCUUCCCUGCAGUGCUAGGACCUCAAAUGUUCAUGGGAAUGUUCUUCAUGGUGAUAAACAAAAACUAUCUCUUUAUAAGUUAACCUUUAGUGGUGUGGUGGUACCAUUAAUUACCUCUGUUGCUUAAUAUGGACUUCCACUUAGAUUUCUGUAGUUUUAAAACUCUUGUUUAAAGAAAUCAAUGUUUGAAUGAAAAUUACUUUAAGAUGACAAAGGUGAUUCAAGGUUUACAAAGUUUUUAUAUCCGUAAUGUCUUGGUAUUUUAUUCUGUGUAGCCAGUGAUAUUAGAAUAAUUUUUUAAAUAGAAUUUUAAUAUAUCUUCUAUCAGGCCUACUUUAAAAAUAAUUUUAGAUAAGAUAUCGAUGGCUUGUGCCAGUUAAUAGAUUCUAGAAUGUAUUUUACUAGUUUUGUUAUAAAUAAUUGUCAUCUGUGAUCUGGAAUGCUCUUGUUUCUUCAUCCUUGUAAAUAGUGGGGGAAUUUUGAAAUCCAUGUUUAGAUCCCUGUUUUGAAAAGAUCAUUUUUUUACUUGCAAGAUGAAAUUCAGGUUUCCAUUGACUGACAUCUUUAUAAUUUUACUCUUCAGGCACCAAAAUCAUUGAACUAAAAAUAUGGGAGAGCAAAUGUAUACUUUGCUUUUUUUUUUUUUAUAUUCCAAUUAUUCCCGAAAGAGUCCUUGCUUAGCAAAUAGAUACUUUAUUUUUUUCAUAUUCUAUCUACUUAUGAAAGAGUCUUGCUUUAGGGGAAAAUGUUCUUUUUAUUAAACCAGGCACACUCUAUUUUUAUUUGGGAUAACAUGUUCAUAUUCAAAAGUGUUAUAUUAUCCAGCAUUCAAAACAUAUUUACCACAUAGUAAUUAAACUGGACAUUACAUUUUGCUGAGAACUAUUUGUAAGAAGAACAUUCCUGGUUUUGUUCUGGUUUUUUUCAUCAGGCUUGGGGCAUGAAUCCAAACUUUACAAAUAUAUACCACAAAGCCAAAGAACUGGCUCUUGUCCUUCCUUAAUAGCCUGGAUGGAGACAUUUUUGGAAAGUUUGGGAGAAUUUUGCACUUUGGGCCACUCUAAAGGUAUGUGCUAGAAGAUGGCCAUGGACAUUUCAAGUUUUGUUCUGAUGAGGGGUAGAGGAAAAAUUGAGCUUUCACUUAAUAUACAUGAUAUGUUUAUUAUUGAAUCACAGCAAUAAAGAAUUUUUCCUUCCUGGUUUAAUCAUCUUUCCCCCAAAAUAAUGGAACCAAUAGCAUAAUAAACUGUGUCUUCGAGAAAGGCUAGAGUACUACUACAUUUGUAACUAUUUGCUUGAUUAUGUGAGAUUAUGACAUUUUUGCCAAUUGUAAUCCGUUGUAGAGACGGUGUCAGUGGCCCCAAAUGUUUAUAGAAUUACACUAUCAAUCUGAAGAGACUGGGACUUCUUCCCCAACUCCCUUUUUUCUAUUAAUCAGUUUGGUUUUUUAAUACAUGUUUUUCAGUGUUUACCUGUAAACUUUUUACUUUCAAAAAUCAAUUUAGUGGUUCAGCCUAAUUUUUGGACUAACACUAUUUACUAAAGUGUACAAAUCUAACUUAAAAUAUUACCUGGGGAAUUAUUUUUUUCCAACUCUUCUUAUCCACAGAAACCAAUAUAAGGUCUCACUUUUGCUUAUAUGUAAAUCUGUACUUUUCCUUUAAGGAGGAAAGAUUCUGACCUUUUAAGUUAGAUUUUUAAAAGAUAAAAAUCUUCUAAUAAUUCCUUCUCUAGGUCAAAGGGAAUUUGCUUUAUGCAGUGCCAUCUUUUUAUCCUUGUUUGAUCUUGAUUCCAGGUGUAUAGUGCUGUGAAAUGCAGAAGGGACUUGUAGUACUACAAACUGACUUUUUAAAUAAAAUUGUAAUAUUUAUAAAAUAAAAUUAUAUUUAAACUUGUAUACCAAAAGGAA